This is a messenger RNA of Plenodomus lingam JN3, 504 nucleotides long. The record is from RefSeq and is a predicted model, not a curated record. NCBI's taxonomy places the organism in Eukaryota, Fungi, Ascomycota, Dothideomycetes, Pleosporales, Leptosphaeriaceae.
AUGCAUACGCCAAGGCGCUGUGAGGUAAUGAACGCCAGUUUGGUAAUUCGUUGCUUGAGCUACAUAACAACGAGCAAGGCUGAGGAAGAGAUGUGUGCUGGUUGGCUCGCUAGCUGUUUCUCUGCUGGUACCAGCAUGAUGGUUGCUGGCAAGGUCGCUAUGAAAUGUACCAGGGAAAUCUUGUUGGAUGGCCGCCUGAACUUUCGGUUAGAAUCGAGAGCCCAGGUACCAGGAGACGGAGUUUACUUUCAGCAAAUCCAGGACCCGAUACUUUGGCACGUUCGAAUUCCUCUUCUUUUCGCGUCUGAUCCCAAUGUCCUAUCAAACAUGACUCAGACAGACACAAAGAGUCAAAUCUAUGCUUUUAGAGUGUUUGUCAUACCAGGAGUCAAGGGCAGGGUACAGAGAAAGGAGGACAACGGUAGAGCUGGCUGGAAAUGCCCACCAGCCAAGGCUGAUGGCAUACAGGCAUUCGCCAAUGACGGAUUUACCUACCGCUCCUGA